Peronospora matthiolae is the source of this 1017-nucleotide messenger RNA. The record is from the annotation of a GenBank genome assembly. Lineage: Eukaryota; Oomycota; Peronosporomycetes; Peronosporales; Peronosporaceae.
AUGGACACCACUUCGCAACGAGGUGCCAGUACUUCUGUCAGCACGUCGCAAGAAGAGCGGGACCGCAAUGUGUUGCGUCUCGCUCCAGAAAAGAAGGCAUGGAUGCCUCCUAAAUCCGUCAUAGAUCACUUGUCGGCGACGAAGAGUGAUUGUUAUCGAACACGAUUGUUCGAUUCGUCAAGGAUCCAUCACCUUGACCCCAGCGCGAAAGACUAUCGCGCUGAACAUGAGUUCUUCAUCGAUGCUUUCUUCAGACAUCGAUGGUACAGUGGGAAUCACAAACGUGAUGGUCCCUCACUACUUCAGGCGUGGAACGCCUACAUCCAUAACCUCGAGGAUGUAGGUCGUGACGCUUGGAACGACAAACUUAUCAAAGCUCGUGAUAAGUUUGAAAAGCGAACCCCGACAGGUGCACGCUACAAGCUGCAUCGUCUGUCAAGGAAGAAAGGAUUACCCUGCCUCUCUCGGGGAGACCCGUGCCCAUGUUGUGUGAACAACUCUGCACGAGCACCUAAGGAGGCUUACCUCCUUACCAGCCCGUGGUGGCGCGUACGUGUCUCUACUGAGAUGUACGAAGGGAUUGACAACCUGAAAUCCCUUUACGACCGUGCCGGGAAGACUUUCUCCGGCGGUCCUUCUGCGGCACAGGAUGUGCCGCGUCGUACUGCUCAACCAGACCCAGUACGUCAAUCAUCAAUUGGGAGCGGGGCUCCCAAGAAUCCCAGGACGGGGGAUAGCCGCGCCACCGGACGAGAUAACUCGUCCGACGUCCGUUCACGUCGCGGUGGUUCAACAGCUGCUCAACCAGAUAGCGCUGGCCACCGCGAGAGUCCUCUAAUGGAGGUGGAGGAGGAGGAAAGACGCUCUCCACACGAUCAUGUGGAUCGGUGUGUUCCCGAGAGCUUCUUUGAUCGCGUAACGCAAGGGUUACGCGACGAUCUCGAGCAUGAGCGGAAUAGGCGUCUCCAAAUGGCGGACACUGUCUUGAAGCAUCGAGCUGAGUUUGCCUUUGCUUAG